Molecule: messenger RNA, 891 nt
Organism: Myripristis murdjan (pinecone soldierfish)
Lineage: Eukaryota; Metazoa; Chordata; Actinopteri; Holocentriformes; Holocentridae
Exons: 4
Coding region: 19-891 (290 amino acids)
Biological process (GO): response to bacterium
Source: RefSeq, a predicted model, not a curated record
GACCAGAGAGAGAAAGUCAUGAUGAUCAAACUAUGGGUUACAGUGUUCCUCCUCCAUCGAGUGUAUACUUUGACAUCAGUGACCACAGUGCAACUUGGUGAACCUGCGACCCUUGAGUGUUUCUUCUCUGCUGAGGGCUACAGCAGUAGGAAAGUCCAGUGGUACAAACAGAGCAUUGGGGAGACUCUGGAAUUAAUUACAACUUUGUUUGUAGGGCCUGAACUGAAGGUUGAAUCUACCUCAAGAUAUGAACUUAAAACUUUUAUUAAUAUGAGCCACCUGACCAUCUCAAGCACAAUACAAGAAGAUGAGGCCAUGUAUCACUGCGCAGUCUCCGACUGGAAAAGUGCUAAUUGGAGUGGCACAUUUUUGUCCUUAAAAGGAAACACACAGAGGAUGUCAGACUAUACUGUUGUGCAGAGGCCAGUGUCUGAGCCCGUCUAUGAAGGAGACCCUGUGACUCUCCAGUGUUCACUCCUCUCUGACACGGAGAACAAAGCCUGUCCAGCAGAACACAGUGUGUUCUGGUUCAGAGCCGGAUCAGAUGAGUCUCAUCCCAGGAUGAUUUACACUCAUGGAAACAGGAGUGAUGGAUGUGAGAAGAGUCCUGAGGCUGGCUCUCCACCACAGAGCUGUGUCUACAACUUCUCCAAGAGCAGUGUCAGCUCCUCUGAUGCUGGGACUUACUACUGUGCUGUGGCCACAUGUGGGGAGAUCCUGUUUGGAAAUGCAACUAAACUGGACAUUGAAGAAAAAGGAAGUCCAGUUUUCAAUGCUCUGAUCACGACCGCGGUCUGCCUGGCCCUGUCUGUAAUUGGAAAUAUUGUUCUCAUCUGUAACCGAAAUCCAACCCAAUCAGUGUGUGAACGAUGUAAAGGUAAGCUGUCUUAG